CAGCUAUGCGUGCACUCAAAGACGCCUGCGUUGUUUCUUGCUGUCGUGUAUAUGAUGCGACUACAUGUCUUGUCACACGUAUCGGUUCUUCUGAGUGCCCAUCAGCUGUCUAAAGUGUGAACUUAAGUUUGCAGGCAGAAUGGGUAGAAGUUACAUUGUAGAAGAAGCGGUGGAGAAAUAUCUUUGUGAACUUCAGACACCACCUGGAUCGUGUGUCACGGGACUCCUUGUUGGUCAGUCGUCCCCUCAGCGAGAUUUUGUAGUGUUGGCCGUACAGACUCCUCACAGGGAGAGUGAGGGUCCUGCAAAAGCUUCGACUAGGGGGAGUCCACUAGAUGACAUCGAUGUGGAAUGGGUCACAGAACAUGCUAGACAGGUAUCCCGCAUGUUACCGGGAGGUCUCAGCAUCCUUGGCCUGUUUUUGGUAACCCCACCUGAACUCUCUAAAGAUGCCCAGAACACUCUUAAAAGGCUUAUAUUUGCUGUGGAUAAAUAUAUAACUAAAGGAAGACUAUGGGAGCUCACAGAGGAGGACGUGACAGAUCGAGUCACACUGCACAUUUGCUCCAACACAAAGAAAGCUGUCUGCAGAACAUUUGAUGUGAAAGAUCCAAAGAGUUCAGCCAAACCAGCCGACUGGAAGUAUCAGACAAGCGUCUUGUCAUCCUGGCCCAUGUUAACCUGCUCUGUUGAGCUCGAUGUGCACAUCCCUGUGACUGAAUCUGCCUCUAAUAGCACCGAAAAGUGCAUACAGGAUGGUCUUAGGAAAUGGGCUAAGCAGAUUGAGGCUGGUCACUGUCUCAUAAAUGGUAAACGGGCAUUCGAUGACUCUGAAUUUAUUUCAGGACAGAAAAAGAAUCCAAAGAUUACCCAGCGUCAAACACUCCCAGCACGCAUCCUUGUCUCUGAGGAGCAGCCAGAGGUGGAUGAGAGAUCCAGCGCACAGAUUCAAGUGUGUAAUGUUUCGGCGAGAGUUCAAGGGGUGGUGCACUGCAGAGCCUACAUCCACAACAAUAAACCUAAAGCCAGACAUGCAGCACAGGCCAUCAAGAGAGACAUCAUAAAUACAGUUUCCUGCAGAGUGGAGAUGUUUCUGGAGGAUCUUUUAAUAAGCGAGGGAAGACAAAAAGGCCCAUGCAGUGGACGGCAGGCUCUUCCUCGACGUGUGUUUGUCCCUGCGCCCUGCUCUGGUCUGUCUCUGUGUGACUACAUGUUUCCAGAUGAAAGCACAGGUGAUGUGGCCGAGCGUCUGAAAGAGAUGCUGGACUGGGACACCCCAGAGACGGACAUAGAUAUUACUUUGGAGACCAAUCACUUAUUUUGCUCUGAGGGAAUUGACAGUCACGGUGACUCCAGUAAACAUUUCACUUCAGAAGUUGGAACUCCCAAAAUCCAGAAAGCCCCUCAAUACUAUGCUGGUGUGGCAGUGGCAGCAGCUGUUGCUCUUCUUGCUACGGCAACAUCCCUGCUGUAUUUUAAUGAGUAACACUGCACACUUCAUGUAUGUAUGAGUGUGUGAGUGUGUAAGUGUAUGAGUGUAUAAGCUUGUAUGUUUGAGUGAUAUGGAAUUAAAUGGUCUUAUCUAUGCUUUCAAUCAAAUCAUUGAAUAUGCACUUCAAUUCAUUUUUAAUUUAAAAAAGGCCUCCGAAAUGGCUUGUUAAAUGAUAUUGAAUUCUUUAUAAUUGUUGGUAAAGUCUAUUAAUUGCUUAAUUACAAUUUUAUAACAAAUACAAUUUUUAUUUUAUUUUAGAUUUUGAAAGAACCCUUACUAGUGGCAUGUGCUCCAUUAACAGAUAAAAAGUUUAUAUUUCAUCAGCUUCCUAAAAUGUCUGUGGUUUGCCCUGUGUUUUCUAUGAUAUUCUGCCCUGAGUCAUUUUAAAACCAGUCUGUUCUGGCUUCUGCCAGCUCCUCUGUAUUGAAGAAAUACAGGAACUGAUCCCUUAAAUGAAACAGAAAAUCCCCCCGGGCAAGAAAUAUAAUUGGUUUUAUCCCUUAUGAUUAACAAUAAAUAAUUCUGUGAUGCUCUGAACUUUCAUUUAACUAAAGUAAAACCCAUAUUAAACAUUUA
This is a messenger RNA of Triplophysa dalaica, 2068 nucleotides long. RefSeq names its product odr-4 GPCR localization factor homolog (gene odr4). NCBI's taxonomy places the organism in Eukaryota, Metazoa, Chordata, Actinopteri, Cypriniformes, Nemacheilidae. Bases 140 to 1486 code for a protein of 448 amino acids. The transcript is spliced from 14 exons. Gene Ontology annotation, biological process: intracellular protein localization. The record is from RefSeq and is a predicted model, not a curated record. Gene Ontology annotation, cellular component: endomembrane system.